Molecule: messenger RNA, 5161 nt
Organism: Lingula anatina
Lineage: Eukaryota; Metazoa; Brachiopoda; Lingulata; Lingulida; Lingulidae
Product: dual oxidase
Biological process (GO): response to oxidative stress
Molecular function (GO): calcium ion binding; heme binding; peroxidase activity
Source: RefSeq, a predicted model, not a curated record
AGCUGAAGACAGACAGACACGGAGGGAGUUUAGAUACAUCUGAAUAAAUGCCGUGAACAUGGGCAAUGCAACGUGUGCCUCAGAUACUUUAAGAGUCGCCGUUCUUGUAGCUUGUUUACUAUGGGGUGCCUCUCUUGGCAAAGAGUCUGGGUUUUCCCGACCUUCUUCCAAACUGGAUGAUAUGGUGGAGUUCCAGCGAUAUGAUGGCUGGUAUAACAACAGGGACAACCCUAAGUGGGGAGCACCAGGCAGUACACUUGUCCGCCAACUCCCAACCGCAUACGCAGAUAGCUCCUACGAUUACUCGGGGCCUGAUCGGCCACACCCCCGGGACAUCAGCCUUGCCAUGAAGGGACCCAGCGGGCUGGCCUCCUAUAUGAACAGGACAGUGAUGUUGCCUAUAUUUGGCGAGGUAAUAGUGAUGGAGACGAUGAAAUCCGUAGGUGCACACUGUCCUAUAGAGCUGGACCCUAUCCGCCUCCCUAAGUGUGACCAGGAGUACGACCCGAACUGUACAGGAAAGGUGGUCAAUUCGUUCUUGAGAGCCAAGUAUGACAACAAAUGGACGGGACGGUUUCCUGGGAGACCUAGAGAACAGAAAAACGCCUUGACUAGCUACAUAGACGGGAGUUUCAUCUACAGCAAAAAGAAGGCGUGGGCGGACUCUUUACGCUCCUUCCGUGGAGGGAAACUCAAAUCCCGCGACCAGGGAAAAUUCCCACCCUACAACACCGUCAACCUGCCUUUUCUCAACCCCCCACCGCCCCGUGAACACAAGUUACUCCCGAGAAAACGAAUGUGGCUCUUGGGUGAGGUGAGAUCCUUCCAGCAUCCGGGGAUAUUGACAUUCGGUGUUCUGUUCUUCCGCUGGCAUAAUUACCUGGCCGACAUGUUCCACAAACGACAUCCGGAAUGGGACGACGAGCAGCUGUAUCGGGCAGCCAGGAGGCGGCUCAUUGCCACGCUACAGAAAAUAGCCAUGUACGACUUCUUCCCUGCCUUCACUAAUGAAACAUUGCCAAAAUACACAGGAUAUAAUGACAUGAUAAACCCCGGGAUUUCCCACGUAUUUCAAUCUGCCGCCUACCGCUUUGGACAUUCUAUUUCACCGGCCGGAUUCUACCGCAGAAACAGAAAUUGUGAAUUUUACAACACCACCACUGUCACCAAGUUUACCGGUUACCCGGGGUUGCGUCUGUGCAACUCAUAUUUCGUGUCUGAUGAAUCUAUGGAAUUCGGCUUGGAACCAAUGCUGCUGGGAAUGUCGUCUCAAAUCACAGAAAGAGAGGACCACAUCCUUGUGGACGACCUCCGGGGUAAACUAUUUGGUCCACUCCACAAUUCACGCCGUGACCUAGCCAUGAUCAAUGUUCUACGUGGACGUGACAAUGGUUUGCCAGACUACAACACGGCAAGGCGUGCCUAUGGUCUGCCGGUUAUCACGGAUUGGAGAGAUAUUAAUCCCGAGCUGUACAAUAAGACUCCAGAGGUAAUUGAGAAAAUAAAAUCUGUUUAUGGCGGGAAUCUGGACAACCUUGACCUGUGGGUGGGCGGUCUGUAUGAGAGCCGGCCAUCUGGACCCGGACCUCUCUUCAUGGAGGCCAUCAGGAAUCAGUUCAUCCGGAUCAGAGACGGCGAUCGAUUUUGGUUUGAGAAUCGAUUGAAUGGGUUGUUUACAGACGAGGAUAUAGAUGAAAUCAUGAACACGACACUGUAUACUAUCAUGCUCAAGGUGACGGAUAUACAGCCAGGUGAAGUACAGGAGAACGUGUUCUUCUGGCAUAAUGGCGACCCGUGUCCGCAGCCGAAGAUGCUUGAAGCGUCUGACAUGGAGGAAUGUGGGCCUAACCAGGUGUACGAUUAUUUCCAAGGGAGUGAGGUGCCUUUCAUCCUGAUCGUAUGUAGUUUGAUAGCACUGCCAAUAGUGUGUGCCGUGCUGAUUAAGAUCCUGUUGAUUUGCCGUCGUAAGGAUCAUAGGAGAAAACAGGCCAUCUACUAUAUCAAUGAUAAGCCUGCACUAAUCUUAACCCCUCGCCCUCUUGCUAGAGCCGCUAAGAAAAAAAGUAUUGAGCGCCUGCAAAACGCUGAGCUUGCGUUAGAAUACAUUGACCCAAAGAGCAGGCGCUGGGUAAUAUUAGAUGUUCAGGAGAGCACAGAAGGUCCGUUUGUCCAACUAUUCGACACCAAGGGGACACAGCUUCGUCAGAUCGAAAUUCAAAAAUUCGCCCAGUUGAAGCAGACGAUCUCCAGUGACCACGGUAAAAAGGCGCUGUUAUUGCACGUUCCUCACGAAUAUGACCUGGUUUUGUACUUCGAAAAGCCAGAGGAUCGAAACUUUGUGACUCAGUUACUUCACGACGUCGCUGAAAGGCAUGAUAAGCGUUGCAUUGAGGACUAUAAACCAUUCAAUAAGAUGCUUUCUUGUGCUGAAACCAAAGCGAAAAGAAACGUCAAAAUUGAGAAGUUUUUGCGAGACGUUUUUGAAAAGUUAUUUCGAACCGAUCAUGGUCACAGCCACGGAGGUAACAAAGUGAAGGGAAGGAGAAUUGAGAGAAAAGAGAUGGAGCUUCUGGCCAUGGAGAUCACGAAGGAAGAGCUAGGUGAGGCGCUGUCACUUCAGAUGAAUGCUUCCUUCUUGGUCGAUGUCUUCAGGAUCGCGGACCCCCAGAACCACGGCUACAUCACGCUCCAGGAAUUCGUAGAUGUAUUGAUCAUACUUUCAAAAGGCUCAGACGACGAGAAGCUGACAAUGAUGUUCCAAAUGUACGAUCACACUGGAAAAGGCUUUGUGAAAAAAGAGGAUUUAUUUAACGUUGUGAAAAGCAUGGCGGAUAUUUCAGACUCUCCAAUUCAAGCAUACGAGAUACAGGAACUCCUUGACUCAAUGUUUGAGACUGCUGGCCUCCGCGGAAAAACCUUUCUUGACAUCAAUGAAUUCCGUCAAUUGUUUGCCAAAGUAAAAGGAAAAAACGUGCGAGGUCGCCUAUUAUCCGGAUUUGAUCCGAUCGCCAAGGGCGUGUCUCCUAACAUUUCUAAUAUCACUCGCCAAAGUGACAAGAAAAGUGAAACUAGCCUCAAAGUGGAUGUCCUUGAUGUAUCAACAUCGCACAAUGCAGCGGAUGAGAACCCGAUCUAUAACGCCUUGCUGGAGCUGCAGACCCACAUGGAGAAUAACUACCUGAACAUCAUAUACCUCAGUUUCUUCUACUUGAUUGCAAUCGCCCUCUUCAUUGAGAGGUCUUACCGCUACGCCAUCGAGUUUGAGCAUGCCGGUUUGCGGCGUAUGGUGGGACAUGGUAUCACACUGACCCGGGGGGCGGCCUCCGCCAUGUGCUGGACCUACUCAGUACAGCUGUUAACAAUAAGCAUGGCGGAUAUUUCAGACUCUCCAAUUCAAGCAUACGAGAUACAGGAACUCCUUGACUCAAUGUUUGAGACUGCUGGCCUCCGCGGAAAAACCUUUCUUGACAUCAAUGAAUUCCGUCAAUUGUUUGCCAAAGUAAAAGGAAAAAACGUGCGAGGUCGCCUAUUAUCCGGAUUUGAUCCGAUCGCCAAGGGCGUGUCUCCUAACAUUUCUAAUAUCACUCGCCAAAGUGACAAGAAAAGUGAAACUAGCCUCAAAGUGGAUGUCCUUAAUGUAUCAACAUCGCACAAUGCAGCGGAUGAGAACCCGAUCUAUAACGCCUUGCUGGAGCUGCAGACCCACAUGGAGAAUAACUACCUGAACAUCAUAUACCUCAGUUUCUUCUACUUGAUUGCAAUCGCCCUCUUCAUUGAGAGGUCUUACCGCUACGCCAUCGAGUUUGAGCAUGCCGGUUUGCGGCGUAUGGUGGGACAUGGUAUCACACUGACCCGGGGGGCGGCCUCCGCCAUGUGCUGGACCUACUCAGUACAGCUGUUAACAAUGUGCAGGAACACCAUCAAUGCACUGAGGGGCACUGUAGUGGCGGCAUAUAUCCCCUCUGAUGUACACGUGUUCACUUUCCAUAUGAUUGUAGGGUGGACUUCGUUUGGAAUUUCGGUCUUCCAUUUUGUUGGUCACAUGUUCAACUUCUACCAUCUUACCAUUCAACCGCCGUUUUUCGUGAAGUGCGUCUUUUCCAAUACCAUUUAUUACAGUUCCACAUUUCUCCAUACGUUCCAGUUCUAUUUGUUGGGAACAGUGACGGGUAUGACAGGAGUAUUGUUAACAGGUGUGAUGGGGAUCAUGGCGGUGUUUGCGUUGCCAUGGGCACGCCGGAAGUUGUACAACAUCUUCUGGAGAGUUCAUAAGCUCUACAUCAUCUUGUAUGCGCUUAUCAUAUUGCAUGGAAGUGCAGUGCUUGUUCAGGAGCCUUGGUUUUAUUUUUUCUUCUUGGGACCAGCUUUGCUCUUUGUCCUGGAUAAAACAGUCAGCCUAAGCAGGUUUUCCCAUCCAGUGGACGUCAUACGCUCCGAUAUAUUACCGUCUGACGUGACAUUUCUUGAGAUCCACAAGCCAACAGGGUUCAGUUUUAAAGCCGGGGAGUGGAUACGACUUGCCAUCAAGGGGUACAACGAAUUCGAGUACCACCCGAUCACCAUCGGCUCGGCACCGCACGAGGAAACGCUGAAGGUUUACAUCGACGGUCCCUUUGGCAGUGCGUCCCAGGAUUGGUCUAACUAUGAUGUCACUGUGAUGGUGGGGGGCGGGAUCGGCGUGACGCCAUUUGCCUCGAUCCUGAAACACAUCAUUUUCCUGGCCCAGACCGAUGGAAGGAUUAGCUGUACUAAGAUCUACUUUGUGUGGGUGUCAACCGACCAGCACCAGUUUGAAUGGAUGAUUGAUAUCAUACGAGAGGUAGAGGAACACGACCUGCAGGCUCUGGUCCACAUCAGUCUGUUUAUUACACGCUUCUAUAAGAAAUAUGACCUCCGCACAUUGCUAAUGUAUCUGUGCGAGAGACACUUCAUCCGUGUAUCUGGUCGCAGUCUACUGAUGGGACUUCAGUCUCCACUGUACUUCGGCCAUCCGAACUUUGACUUACUUCUGAAAAGUGUGGGAAAGAAUCAUAGCUCGGUAAAGAGAAUAGGCGUGUUUUCCUACGGACCACCUCAAAUGGUGAAGUCGGUGGCCAAGGCCUGCUUUGAGAGAAACAAGACAUCCAAGAUGAUAUAUGAGCAUCAUGAAGAGGUUUAUUAA